UGAGAAAAGGUAACUUUUGGUCAUUGCUGCUGGAGGCAGACACACAUACAAACGGCUGGGCGCUGACGAAGAAUCCACCAUCCUUUCGAACAGUAUGGGUCUGCAGCCAGAUUCUGUCAUCCAGAACCUCCUCCUCUUUCCAUUGCACCUUCUGGUGUGGCUGUACUCCCUCUUGUCCUUCUUUCCCUGGUACUUCAUAACCAGCGCUGGACAGAGGAAGGCUCAUGCCAAACGGAUCAAGGCCCGGUCCACAUCGGGCCAUCCAGAGGGGCCUUAUCGUUCCGUGGACCAUUUUGAAUCCCUGGCCACAGAGGACUUCCCUGGCAAGGACACAUUGGAUAAGCUUUUCAAAUUCGCUGUCCAGCGGUUUGGUGAUGAGCAUUGUCUGGGCACCCGGGAGGUACUGAGUGAAGAGAAUGAGAUCCAACCAAGUGGAAAAAUAUUUAAAAAGCUGAUCCUUGGGGAGUACAGCUGGCUGUCUUACAAUGAGUUGGACACUGUUGUCACUAACUUUGGCAGUGGCUUAGCAGCACUCGGGCAGCAGCCAAAAAAAACUCUGGCCAUCUUCUGUGAGACCAGAGCAGAGUGGAUGAUUACUGCCCAGACCUGCUUCAGGCACAAUUUUCCAUUGGUGACAUUCUACGCCACACUGGGAGAGGAAGCCAUUGCUUUUGGAUUGAAUGAGACUGCGGUUACUCAUGUCAUCACCAGUGUGGAACUGCUGGAAACCAAGCUGAAACAUGUGCUUCCACAGAUACCCAAACUGAGGCAUGUCAUCUGUGUGGACCAAAAGAAAUUGAGCACGGAAGGAUACCCAGCAUGGCUGUCCCUCCACAGCAUGCAGUCUAUACAAGAACUGGGAGUGCUGCCUGAAAACUUGGGGAGGGCAUUGGUGAAGCCUGAGCCGUCUGACUUGGCUGUGGUGAUGUACACCAGCGGCUCCACAGGCAGACCAAAAGGAGUCAUGAUCAUGCACAGUAACCUAAUUGCAGGAAUGACAGGCCAGUGUGAACGCAUCCCCGGACUGGGACCUAAUGAUACCUACAUAGCCUAUUUGCCUCUGGCUCAUGUUCUGGAAAUGACAGCAGAAAUCUCUUGUGUCACAUAUGGCUGUCGCAUUGGCUACUCAUCCCCACAGACCCUGUCCGAUCAGUCCACCAAGAUAAAGAAAGGAAGUAAAGGAGACUGCUCUGUUCUCAGACCCACCCUGAUGGCAGCUGUGCCGGAAAUUAUGGAUCGCAUCAACAAGAAUGUGAUGAGCAAAGUGCAGGAAAUGAGUUACAUCCAGAGGACGCUGUUUACGCUGGGCUACAAAUAUAAACUGGAACAGAUCAAAAGGGGUUAUGAUGCACCACUCUGCAAUGCGCUGUUGUUCAGGAAGGUAAAGAAACUGCUGGGAGGGCGGGUGAGAAUGAUGUUGUCUGGAGGUGCGCCGCUGUCCCCAGCAACUCAGAGAUUUAUGAACGUAUGUUUUUGUUGCCCUGUGGGCCAAGGCUAUGGCCUCACUGAAACCUGUGGUGCAGGCACCAUCACAGAAAUUGCCGACUUCAGCACUGGCCGUGUGGGUGCUCCCCUGAUUUGCUGUGAGAUCAAACUGAGGGAUUGGGCUGAGGGUGGCUACACCAGUAAUGAUGAGCCUAACCCAAGAGGGGAAAUUCUUAUUGGUGGUCCCAAUGUCACUGUGGGUUACUAUAGGAACGAGGCCAACAAUGAAGACUUCUUUGUGGAUGAGAACGGUCAGCGGUGGUUCUGUACUGGGGAUGUUGGAGAGAUUUAUCCUGAUGGCUGUCUGCAAAUAGUGGAUCGUAAGAAAGACUUGGUUAAGCUGCAGGCUGGUGAAUACGUGUCCCUGGGUAAAGUUGAAUCUGCUUUGAAGAACUGCUCCCUCAUCGACAACAUCUGUGCUUAUGCAAACAGUGACCAGAACUACGUAAUCAGUUUUGUGGUGCCUAACCAGAAAAAGCUGACAGAACGAGCAAAACAGAGAGGUAUUGUUGGAAAUUGGGAGGAGAUCUGCACUCACCCUGAAAUGGAAAAGGAGGUUCUGAAGGAGAUAAAGAAGGUUGCUGUGAACAUUAAGCUUCAGAGAUUUGAAAUUCCAGUGAAGGUGCAUUUGAGUCCAGAGCCGUGGACCCCUGAGACGGGGCUGGUCACAGACGCAUUCAAGCUCAAGAGGAAAGAGCUGAAGAACCACUACCUGCACCACAUAGAGCGAAUGUAUGGUGGCAAAUAACGUCACACUUCCCCCAGAACCACACCACAGAAUCUGUAAAUUAUUUUCCGGGUACCAUCUUUUGUAAUCUGUGUACUGUAGGUGUACAAGAGAAUCACCUGAACACAAAAUCUGAAACUGUAGCUAGUUGUAGUUGUUGAACCAUCGUGCUUUUUUUUUUUUUCGUGUGUAAAACUGUUGUAGUUUUGCCAGAGAUGAGUUAACAUAGCAGCUCUUACUCUUAUCACAAAAUGGUGACACCAAGAAGCACUCAACUGCCAUUGACAUGAAUUUGUACACUGUUUAAGUUAUU
Molecule: messenger RNA, 2525 nt
Organism: Thalassophryne amazonica
Lineage: Eukaryota; Metazoa; Chordata; Actinopteri; Batrachoidiformes; Batrachoididae
Gene: acsl4a
Product: acyl-CoA synthetase long chain family member 4a
Exons: 15
Coding region: 95-2233 (712 amino acids)
Biological process (GO): long-chain fatty acid metabolic process; neuron differentiation; long-chain fatty-acyl-CoA metabolic process
Cellular component (GO): endoplasmic reticulum; lipid droplet; plasma membrane
Molecular function (GO): arachidonate-CoA ligase activity
Source: RefSeq, a predicted model, not a curated record